Molecule: messenger RNA, 1872 nt
Organism: Rotaria sp. Silwood2
Lineage: Eukaryota; Metazoa; Rotifera; Eurotatoria; Philodinida; Philodinidae
Source: the annotation of a GenBank genome assembly
AUGUCAAGAUGUGUUUUUCAUUGUUUAAUUAAUUAUUGGUUUAGUCUCAGUAUUUUAUUACCACUAUUUGCGUUUGGUAUACGACACAAUCACUGUCAGUUUUUAUGUCAAUUUAUUUCUAUUAGUCUUCAUUAUCUUUGUUUAACAACAAUGCUUUGGUUAACAUUAUUAACUUAUUCUAUCUGGAGAAAACUGUCCGCUAUAUCAACAAAUCAAGAUUGUCAUGGAAAAUUUUCAAUAAUGAUUAAUGAUGAUUUACUAACAAUGGAAUUAAAAUCUAAAUCUGUUAUUCAAUUCUAUUUCUUAGUCCAUGGAUUAGCAUUAAUUAUUUGUUGUAUUAAUGUUGCUAUAUUACAUGAGCAAUAUAUGAUAAACAAAAUAUGCUUUUUCAAUGACUUUUAUUCAAUUCUAAUAUUAAUCAUAUCAAUGUUCAUAUGUAUUAUUCUUUUACUUUUUUUUCUGUUAUCUACUCGUAAUCAUAUAAAACGUUUAAUAAACGAAACAAAGCACUUAGAUAAUUUAUCGGAUGUAUUUGGAAUAAAGCCAGAAAAUAUAUUAUUAUCAAAGACACAUGAAAUCUUACCAAUUUUAAUUCCAUUUAAUCAAAAUAAUCAACAAGUUCUAUCAAAUAUAAAUUAUCAACAUGAAUCAAUAAAUCAAUUAUUAUCAAUAUUAUUUCAAUUAAUUCUUCUUAUAUUUCUCUUUCUAUCAAGUUUAACUAUUUAUCUACAUCCACUACAGUUUUUUAAAUUGCGUUUUGAACAUUUUAUUUAUGGUCAUUUAUAUGGAUUUUUUGUUUUAGUUCUUUCAUUCUAUAUAUUUUCAUUUUAUGUUUUAUUACGUUCUGAUUUAAUAAGACAUUAUUAUUUUAACAGAAAAAAAGUUGAUCACUUAUUUGAUCAAUCGUACAUUGAACCGGCAUUAUCAUCAAUAAAUUCAAGAAUAAAGUAUGAAUUUGGUUUUCCUUCAUUUACAAAACAAAAUAAUAUAUUUCCAUCAUCGUAUUUCUAUGAUUUAUCAAAUAGGCAUGCUCCUGAACUGCUGCAAAAUACUGAAAGAACAACAUUAAACGAUGGUAAUAUGAAUAAUUCAAAAAUUCACACAAAUAUUACAUCAAAUUAUUGCGUUUACCAUCGUAAUAUACUUAAACCUAAUGAAAUAAGUUCAUCACAAAAUACUGACCAUGAUACAUUGGCAUCAUCAUCAGAUAUAAUUGCGCACAAAAUUAUUGAUCCACACCAAUUCCAGCAUAAUUCGUCCAAGGAACAAAUAUUAAAAAGAUCAAUUAAUAGUUUAAUAGAAUUUCAUGCAGAACAAAUUGAAAAUACUCAUCUGCAUUCAUCUUCUACGAUGUUAUCUCGACCACGAACAUCUCCUAUUGAAGCAAUUGUUCGUCUAUUACCCAUUAUUCCUUUUUCUUCACGAAAUAUAAAUAAAAAAUCUGUAACUUCUACAAAUAUUAUUCAAUUAAAUGAUGAUAUUAAUCCAUCAAUUGAACCAAAACAUAUUAACAAGAAUGCUCAGAAUUCGUAUUCUAUAAAGCCAUCAUCAUACACUGAAAAAUAUAAUGCUACAUGCGCUUCUUUCAAUGAAAAUGAUCAUUUAGUUCAGCAAAAAUCGUCAUUACAUGAAAAAUUAUCUACGUGGAAAAAAUCUUUUUAUGGUCAUGCACAACUUCUAUAUAUUGAUGUAGACGACGAACAUAGUGUUUCACUUAAAUCAUCCUUUUAUGAUUCAAAAACAUCGUCAAGUACACUGUCAAACAAAAAAGAUUAUACACGAACAUUGUCAUUUGCAUCAAAUUUUUCAGAUGAUUCCUAUUAUGACAUUAUUCAUGCAAAUCAAAUCAAAUUGCAUGAAAGCAGUGUAUAA